Molecule: messenger RNA, 912 nt
Organism: Ixodes scapularis (black-legged tick)
Lineage: Eukaryota; Metazoa; Arthropoda; Arachnida; Ixodida; Ixodidae
Product: angiopoietin-related protein 7-like
Exons: 5
Coding region: 4-912 (302 amino acids)
Source: RefSeq, a predicted model, not a curated record
CUUAUGAGACCCUCUGAACCGCUGACAGGAAUUCUCAACAUGUUCGUAGCGGUCAUUUUUAUACCGGUUGUAGCCGCAAACGCCUUUACAGAAAGCAGAUCGAAGCGAGUUCCGGAAAUAAGCGAAAGAUAUACGCCGGUAAAAACCUACAUGAUAUUUGACCCCUGCAAUACCAACAAACCUGGCAACCGAACAGUAAGCUGUGCCCAGUUACGACGGAAGGGAUAUAAAAUUUCCGGAGAUUAUGUUAUCAGUCUUCACACAAAUUUCUAUGUGAGUUGUGACAUGGACACCGAUGGCGGAGGAUGGACAAUAAUCCAACGUCGGUCUUGGGACGAAGAGGAUGAAGACAAAUUCGAGAAAUCCGAAAAAGAAUAUGAGGAAGGAUUUUACGGAGGCGUAUCUUCGUACUGGAUAGGGAAUGAAAAUAUUCAUGCCCUCACGACCCAUCCAAAUAACGGACAAGUUCUCAGAAUCGAACUGACAAAGCAGAAUAAAGAAAAAAUUAUUGUAAGCUACGGUAAAUUUCAAGUCGGUUCCCAAAGCGACGGCUACAUGCUGACCUACGAUGGUUACUGGAGCCCUAAUGGUACUGAAUACGACGGCCUGGCGUUCCACAACAGAACCAAGUUUUCCGUCAUGAAACAGAACGAGAGGGUAGACAGUUGCUCAAAAUCACGAAGAAGUGGUGGCUGGUGGUAUCCGCCUUUUGGUUGCCUCUUUUCGAAUCUUAAUGGGCGUAAAUUCAAAAGUAGUGUUCCGCAAAAUAACAUGGGCCAUGGUAUUACCUGGUACAAAAUAGGCGAUAUGAGUUCCCUCCAAGACGUCUACGAAAGUGUGGAGAUGAAGGUCAGGGAUGCCGAUUAUAAAUUCUGCACGGGCGAAAUGGCCACUAUGUUCUCUUACACCUAA